GCGUCCGGUGCCCACGUGUUUCAAGCAGUAUGGCGGAGAUAGACAGUCAGGACGUAGCUGAGCUCAAGUCUCCCGGAGAGGUGACGCAGAGCGGCGCCCUGCCUGCCGACCGCCAUGGCCUGCUGCAACACAGCCGCGAGUUCUUGGACUUCUUCUGGGACAUUGCGAAGCCGCAGCAGGAGACGCGGCUGGAGGCCACGGAGAAGCUGCUGGAGUAUCUGCGCACAAGGCCGCAGGGGUCCGAGAUGAAAUACGCCCUGAAGCGCCUAAUCACUGGGCUCGGGGUCGGGCGAGAAACAGCCCGGCCCUGCUACAGUCUGGCCUUGGCACAGCUGUUGCAGUCUUUUGAAGACAUCCCGUUGUGCAGCAUCCUGCAGCAGAUACAAGAAAAAUAUGAUCUGCGUCAAGUGAAGAAGGCAACCAUGAGACCUGCUCUCUUUGGAAACCUGUUUGGGGUGCUAGCCCUCUUUCAGUCCGGCCGGCUGGUGAAGGACCAGGAAGCACUGAUGAAGUCGGUGAAGCUGCUGCAGGUCCUGGCCCUGCACUACAACCACUUACAGGAGCAGCCACAGAAGGCCCUGGUGGACAUCCUCUCUGAGGUCCCAGAGGCCAUGUUGCAGGAAAUCCUGCCCAAGGUCCUCAAGGGCGACUUGAACAUGACACUCAGCUCCCCUGAGCGCCUGGAGCUCUUCCUCUUGGCCCAGCAGAAGGUGCCCGCAAAGCUCGAGAACAUGAUGGGAUCAGUCAACCUAUUCUCAGAUGAGAAUGUGCCCAGGCUGGUAAACGUGCUGAGGAUGGCUGCCACCGCUGCGAAGAAGGAGCGCAAGCUGCCCCCAGUGGCUUUGGGCCUGCUCCGCCUGGCACUUAAGGAGGACAAGUUCCCACAGUUCUGGAAGGAGGUUGUGGAACAAGGGCUGCUGAAGAAACAGUCCUGGCCAGCCAGCUACCUAUGUUUCCGCCUGCUGGGCGUGGCCCUGCCCCUACUGUCCAAGGAGCAGCUGCAGAUGGUGAUGCGGGGAGACUUGAUCCGCCAUUAUGGCGAGCACAUGGUCACUGCCAAGCCCCCGAACCAGUUCAGAUUUGGCCCGGAGAUGGACAAGUACGUGGGCACCUUCCUGGAGGGCUGCCAGGAUGACCCUGAGCGGCAGCUGGCUGUGCUGGUGGCCUUCUCAUCCGUCACCAACCAAGGCCUCCCUGUCGUGCCUACUGUCUGGCGGGUCGUGCAGUUCCUGAGUCCCCCCGCUGUGCAGGGCUAUGUGGCCUGGCUGCAGGACAUGUUUCUCCAGCCCAACCUGGACUCCUUGGUUGACUUCAGCACCACCAACCAGAAGAAAGCCCAGGAUGCAUCGCUCCACGUGCCCGAGCGAGCUGUGUCCCGACUACGGAAGUGGCUCAUCCACCGACUGGUCAGCAUCGUGGACAACACGCACCUGGAAAAGGAGGAUGCUUUGGUCGAGCAGGUGGCCAGGUUUUGUUUGUUCCACUCGUUCUUUGUAACAAAGAAGCCCACGUCCCAGGUCCCAGAGACUAAGCAGCAGUUCUCCUUCCCUUUGGAGAGCCAGUCCCGAGAGGUGGUCAGCAAUGCCUUCUUCAGUCUGCUGCAGACCCUCAGCACGCACUUCAAGCAGGCACCGGGCCAGACCCAGCGUGGGCAGUCCUGGGCCUACCGCCUGGUGCAGUGGGCGGACAAGCUGUUGAACCACAGCCGCAGCGUGACCACCGUGCUGCCCUUCACCACGCAGCAGCACCAGGCCUGGGACCGGAUGCUGCAGACUCUGAGGGACCUGGAGGCCCACUCCACAGAGGCCAGAGCUGCCGCCUUCCAGCACCUGCUGCUCCUGGUGGGCAUCCACCUCUUCAAGUCACCUGCAGAGAGCUGCGACCUGCUUGACGACAUCCAGACCUGCAUCAAGAAGAGCCUGGGGGAAAAGACCCGCCGGAGCCGCACCAAGGCCAUCAACUCCCAGGAGCCCCCAUGGGUGGAAGUGCUGGUGGAGAUCCUGCUGGCCCUGCUGGCCCAGCCCAGCCACCUGAUGCGCCAGGUGGCCCGGAGCGUGUUUGGCCACAUCUGCUCCCACCUGACCCCGCAUGCCCUGCAGCUAAUCUUGGAUGUGCUGAACCCCGAGACAAGCCAGGACGAGGACGAAAACGUGGUGGUCACCGACGAUUCUGAUGAGAAGCAGCUGGAGAACGCAGAGGACAAGAGCGAUGACAGCGAAGACAACAAAAACGCAGAGAGCGAGGACGAGAGUGAGGAGGAGGAGGAGAGCGAGGAGGAAGAUCGAGACGGGGACGUGGACCAGGGCUUCCGGGAGCAGCUGAUGGCCGUGCUGCAGGCCGGGAAGGCGCUGGGUGGCGCGGACAGUGAGGACGAGGAGGAGCUGGGGGACGAGGCCAUGAUGGCCCUGGACCAGAGCCUCGCCAGCCUGUUCGCGGAGCAGAAGCUGCGUAUCCAGGCCCGGCGCGACGAGAAGAACAAGCUGCAAAAGGAGAAGAUGCUGCGGCGCGACUUCCAGAUCCGGGUGCUGGACCUGAUCGAGGUGCUGGUGACCAAGCAGCCCGAGAACCCCCUGGUCCUGCAGCUGCUCCAGCCGCUGCUGCGCAUCAUCCGGCGCAGCAUGCGCACCAGCAGCUGCCAGCAGGAGCAGGAGCUGCUGCACAAGACGGCCCGCAUCUUCACGCACCACCUGUGCCGUGCCCGGCGCUACUGCCACGACCUGGGUGACCUUGUGGAGACUCUGCACACUCAGGUGGAGCAGCUAGUGCAGCAGGCCAGCCGCCAGGCCGACUCCUCUGUGGCCCUCUACCACUUCAACGCCUCUCUCUACCUGCUCCGGGUCUUGAAGGGCAGCAGUGGUGAGGGGUGUGCUCCUGAGACCCAGAAGAAGCCAAGAGCCGGCACUGACACCAGCCCCAAGCCCAAGGGCCCACAGACUGCCAGCUGCCUGGACUGGAACCUCGUGACCCCGGUCUACUCGUCAGCACUGAGCUCCUUCCUGACCAAGCGCAAUAGCCCACUCACGGUUCCCAUGUUUCUCAGCCUCUUCUCCCGGCACCCAGUGCUCUGUAAGAGCCUGCUGCCCAUCCUGGUCCAGCACGUAGCAGGCCCAGCGCGACCUCGCCAUCAGGCCCAGGCCUGCCUGCUGCUCCAGAAGACCCUGUCCAUGCGGGAGCUGAGGGCAUGCUUUGAGGACCCCGAGUGGAAGCAGCUGAUUGGCCAGAUCCUGGCGAAGGUCUCUGAGAACCUGCGGGCGCUGGGGCACGCACAGACCAAGGCGGAGCACCAGAAGGAGCUGUCCUCCCUGGAGCUGCUCAACACUCUCUUCAGGAGCGUCCUUCACGAGAAGCUGACCUUGGACCUGACGGGGCUCCUGGGCGUGCUGCAGGGCCAACAGCAGAGCCUACAGCAGAGCCUGCGGCAGGGGGAGCACUCCACCGGGUCCAGCCGCCUCUACGACCUUUACUGGCAGGCCAUGAAAGUCCUGGGAGUCCAGCGCCCCAAGCUGGAGAAGAAGGACACCAAGGAAGUCCCCAGUGCCGUCCAGAGCCCCAUGAGCAUGAAGCGGAAGAAGAAGGGGUUCUUGCCAGAGACCAAGAAGCGUAAGAAACGCAAGUCAGAGGAUGUCGCACAAGAGGAGGGUGCCAAGCCUACAGCCACUGCUGAGGGGCAGCCCCCCAGCACAGGCAAGAAGAAGAAGAGGAAGAGGGCAAAGGACAAAGCCCCAGCCCAGUCCCAGGUGAACGGGACGCCUGCUGUCAAGCGUCCAGCCCCAGACACCUCCACCCUGGACCCCAGCACCCCUGCCAAGACCCCAAAGCUACAGAAGAAACACCAGAAGCCGUCCCAGGUGAAUGGAGCCACUCCCGUGUCCCCCGUGGAGCCUGCAGUCAAAAAGAAGCAUCAGAAGGCUCUUCUCAAAAAGGAGGUCUCCGGCAAGUUACCGCAGUCCGCCCUGCCACGGAAAAAGGCCAGGCUGUCUCUGGCCAGCAGGAGUCCCAGCCUGUUCCAGAGCAUGGCCAGGAAGAAGAAAGUGCAGAUGAAGAAGGUGAAACGGUCCUGAACGCAGGCCCCCUCAGCCCCUGCCUCCCCAGCCCUAGAGACUAUUUUUUCACCAUGAUUUUAAUUAAUAAACAAGCCAUAGUCGGAGGCACUCGCUCUGGCACUGAGUGGUGGGUCUGUUGCCAGCCCGCCAGAGUGUCUGCGGGCAAGCACAGCCUCAGCUGAUUUCCCGGGGGUCCCAGGGCACAGACAAGGCCCUGCUUCUGCCGCCCGGCUGGCUGAUUCUCAGCCUGCAAAACACACGCCCUACACAGAGCUGGUCCCCCGGGCGGUGCGGGCCAGGCCCAGGCUCUGGUGUCCAGGUAGGUUGGUGUGGUUUGGCACACUGGCCAGGUCACAGGUGUGACCACUCCUCCUGUCCCCAACCCCAGGCUGUUUGCAACCAGGGCAUGAUUUAAAUAGGUUUAUUUUUUCAUUUAUAAGAGGAAUAUAUUUGGCUUCUCUCUUAAGACUCUGAGAUUCACAAUCAGCAGCUCUAAAAAAUAAAGGAGCAGUUUGGCUUCCGGAAGGAAGAGGAGGCAA
This is a messenger RNA of Propithecus coquereli (Coquerel's sifaka), 4582 nucleotides long. RefSeq names its product MYB binding protein (P160) 1a (gene MYBBP1A). Bases 30 to 4061 code for a protein of 1343 amino acids. Gene Ontology annotation, molecular function: sequence-specific DNA binding; RNA binding; transcription corepressor activity. Gene Ontology annotation, cellular component: nucleolus. The record is from RefSeq and is a predicted model, not a curated record. Gene Ontology annotation, biological process: regulation of DNA-templated transcription. The transcript has 26 exons. Lineage: Eukaryota; Metazoa; Chordata; Mammalia; Primates; Indriidae.